Paramisgurnus dabryanus is the source of this 5943-nucleotide messenger RNA. RefSeq names its product pleckstrin homology domain containing, family H (with MyTH4 domain) member 2 (gene plekhh2). Lineage: Eukaryota; Metazoa; Chordata; Actinopteri; Cypriniformes; Cobitidae. Gene Ontology annotation, biological process: negative regulation of actin filament depolymerization. The record is from RefSeq and is a predicted model, not a curated record. Gene Ontology annotation, molecular function: actin binding. Gene Ontology annotation, cellular component: cytoskeleton; cytoplasm.
UGCUGAAGUGAAAACUUUGAGCUGGACACGCGCUUGAUUUUAUAUUACAUUAGGGUAACAGCGAAUUGGACAACGCGAAAUAUUAUUUUUAUUAUGGUGUGACACCAGUAGCAUCUACCGCAAUUAUAACAUUCAUCGCCGGCAGGGCGUGAGGGGUGACAGGAUGGCAGAGGGCGAUGAAUGCUCGGGAGGGGAGUGGAAGGAGAAGUACAUGGCCCUGGAGACCCUGCUUUUUAAGUUUCGUGGACAGAUGAGUGUGAUACGAGAGCUCACGGCGGAGAAGAUGCAGCAGUUGGAGACACAGGUUUUGGAAGCAGAACGUCGUGCAUAUGAAGCCAACCAGCAGGUGCAAUGGAUGGAAGAGCGUCUAAAGGCAUCGGAUGUCCCGUUAGCUGAUUCAGAGCUUCGGCUCUUCAGACGCUGUCAAAGCCUUCAAGCAUCACUACAGGAGAAAGAUGAGCUCAUCGCCAGCCUGGAGCAACAGCUGGAGGAACAGAAACAGAACCGAAUCCAAGAUGCCAAGACAGUGGAGGAAAAAGCAGCCAAGAUCAAAGAAUGGGUGAUGAAGAAGCUGAAUGAGUUUGAUGUGGAGAAUGCCUCUCUGAGAGAGAUCAACCAACAACACGAGUCUGAGAUACAAGACCUGAAAAGACAAGUGCAAGCCAUGACACCUUUGUGUACUGGUGGCCCAGUCCAGCCCAAUGGAGGUGAAGCGCAGCGACUCAGCAGUCUGACAUUUGGCUGUUUCCAGAUCAGAGGAAAGAACCCUCAGGUACUAGCAGGCCCAGAACCAUCCCAGAAAAGCAUCAGUACCCUGCCGGAUCAAGACCGAACACGCAGAAGACCCUCUACCGAUUGUGAUCCAGAAGCAGAGCACCAGAAACAGGGAUCUGAGGAAGAAGGUGAACAUGACAACAUUGGAGACACAACAUCUUGCGGGAUCUCUGUCCUAUCUGCUUCAGAAGGGGACAGUUGUCUGUUUGGAGGUUUAAACCGACCCACCAGCGAGACCUACCUCACCUCUGAUGACAGCAGCUCGCUGUUCGACGACGACAUGCAGCACGCUGAGUUCUUCAAUCUCUUCAUACCUGGGACUAAAAACUCUAGGAGUAAAGAUGGAAAGAAGACGGACAUUGAAGAUGGGUCAUCAGAUGACCUAAAUAAGCGUUUCCAAUCGCAAUGUCUGGAUUCCUCAUCUUCCUCCAGUGACACAAACACCCCUAGUCCUAUCCUAACCCCAGCCCUCACCCCAAAGCGUCCCACCCCUUCCCAAGAUUCCCAAGACACACCCGCGUCUCCCAAACAGCCCCGUCUGCGCACUCCCACCGCGUUUAAUGUUAGUUUGGCAUUAGCCAAGAAGCACCUGAGCCAACCUUCACUGUACAGCGAAGCUGAGCACGGGCGGACACGUAACGCCAUCAGCAUGCUACGUCCUCUCCGACCUCACGAGACAGACAUGGAUCAAGAGCAAAGGAUGGAGACCUGUGAACGAGAGCAUCCUGAGGCAGAACCACCGGCUGAAGUACCGCCCGAAGAACCCGAAACACCCGAAGCCUGCGCAGCCGUGCCGGGGAGCAAACCACCAACCCCUCCUCUGCACAGGUUGCCUUCUUGGGAGAGCAGAAUAUAUGCUGUGGCAAAAUCUGGAAUUCGUCUAUCAGAGAUGUCAUGCACAGAUGUUUCUAAUAAAGACUCCUCCCACUCAUCAUCUUGCCCCGCCUACAUGCUGUACACAUCCCUCAUAUACAGGAACACCACCUCGCCUGUCUUUACCACAGUUAAAGGGAGGGCGACAUUGUUAAGCCCUAAUGAUUUCCCAGAGGAGUCGUCCAGUUCAGAGGAGGAAGAAGAGGAGUGUCAGUGUAACUCUGGAGAGGAGUCGGUGUCUGUGUGCAGCUCCAACACCUCUGGAUCAGACCCAAAUAAGAGCAGCAGCCACGAAAGCCCACGAUCUUUGAAGAGAGCCGUGUCAUUGUCUUCAAUGACAUCUGAAUGCGACUACGCCAUCCCUCCCGAUGCCUACUCCACUGACACUGAGUGUUCAGAGCCAGAGAAUAAACUGCCCAAGACCUCCUCCACCAGCAGUGACAAUGACAAGACUGAGUCAAUGGAGAAGUCUGGAUACCUGCUGAAGAUGGUAAAGACCUGGAAGAAAACAUGGAAAAGACGCUGGUUCGUUUUGAAAGACGGGGAGCUGUUAUAUUACAAGUCACCAAGUAAUGUCAUUCGUAAGCCUCAAGGCCAGAUUGAGCUCAAUGCUUCAAGCACUAUAGCACGUGGUGAUGGGAAACAGAUACUUCAGGUGGUGACAGGUAAGAGUGUACAUUAUCUGAAGGCCGAUUCACCAAACCUUCUGGAGGAAUGGCUGAGGGUCCUGCAGAGUGUAUUGAGAAUUAAAGCUGCCAGUCCUCUCUUCACACAUCCUGAUGCACGGCCAGUCAUGAAAGGACACCUGAUGAAGGUGAAGUAUGGAUACUCGAAACAUGUAUGGUGUGCACUGUUUGGAAAAUCGCUGUAUUGCUUUAGGAGUCAAGAGGAUAAGUUUCCUCUGGGUCAGAUCAAACUUUGGGAGGCUGUUGUGGAAGAAGUGGAUAAGUCGUGUGAAUCAGAAAAAGUCUCGGCUCAGUACACCCUGUCUAUCCAACCAGUGAAUCAGAGUCCAACAUAUCUGCUCAUCGACUCACCUCAUGAGAAGACGGCCUGGUUGUACCACCUGUCUUUGGCAGCGGGCACUUCAGUGGGGCAGGUGGGCACUGAGUUCGAGCAGCUGGUUGGUAAACUCCUCAACGUGGAUGGAGAUCCAGGGUCUCAGUACUGGAGACACCCAACACUGUGUUUCACAAAGGAAGGUCUUUCGUCUCCACUCACCACCCUCCCAUCCCAGGCUCUUCAAACUGAAGCUAGAAAGCUCUUUAAGACAUGUCAGCUCUUCAUUAAUGUCGCCAUUGACACUCCAGCCAUAGAUUAUCAUGUGACUCUUGCCCAAUGUGCUCUGCAAGUGUGUCUGACCCAUCCGGAGCUGCAGACUGAAAUCUACUGUCAGCUUAUUAAACAAACUCGCAGGAGACAACCGCACGGACAGCCAGGACCACUGCAGGGGUGGCAGUUUCUGUCUUUGUGCGUCGGUCUCUUUCUGCCCACACAUCCCAUUCUUUGGCUUCUGCAGCUGCAUCUUAAGCGGCAUGGAGAUAUGAGGACAGAAAUGGGAAAGUAUGCCAUCUAUUGCCAGCGUUCGCUGGAACGGACGCAGCAGAAAGGUGAACGGCAAGCUCGUUCUUCACGUAUGGAGAUCCUGUCCAUCCUUCUAAGGAACCCUUAUCAUCACUCCCUACCCUUCAGCGUGCCCGUGCACUUCCUUAACAACACUUACCAGGUUGUUGGUUUUGAUGCUUCAACCACAGUGGAGGAAUUUCAGAGCCGUCUGAACCAGGAGACGGGCGUGAGAAAGACCGGCCACUCUGGUUUUAGUCUUUAUUCGGACGACCCCACUGGCAGAGACUUUGAACACUGUCUACAGGGAAACCUGAAGAUUUGUGACAUUAUUGCAAAGUGGGAGCAGGCGGCUAAGGAGCAUCACGCAGGCAAAUCUGAGAACAGCAGGACGAUCAAACUCACAUAUAAGAACAGGUUAUAUUUCUCACAGCAGAUGAGAGGAGAGACUGAGAGAGAGCGUUUCCUGCUGGCUUACCAGACAAAUGAAGAAAUAACAGCAGGUCAUUUUCCUGUAAACAAAGAGCUUGCUUUAGAGAUGGCCGCUCUGCUUGCACAGGUGGAGUUUGGGGACUUUGAACGUCCAUUUUCUAGUCCGGGUGGUUCGGGAACCGGACAGACUAAGUCUAAGCAGACCCUGAAGCAAGUUUUUGAGCGCUUCUUCCCAAAGCAUUACAGACACGCCUGUACUGAAGAGCAGAUGGGGCAGUUAAUGCAGAGGCUGUCCAUCCGCUGGGCAUCUCUGAGGGGUCGAAGUUCCUCUGAGUGCAUACGAAUCUACCUGACCGUAGCUCGGAAGUGGACAUUGUUUGGAGCGAAACUAUUUGAGGCUGAGCCUGUUUCUCCAGUUCUGCAACACAACACACGUGUUUGGCUGGCAGUACAUGAAAAUGGAGUUAGCGUACUGGAGUUCAACUCAAUAAAAGUUCUAGCAUCUUACCCUCAUAAAAACAUUGUGACGUUUGGAGCGUCGGCUCAGGAUUUUAUGCUGGUAGUAGCUCUGGGAUCUGGGACAUCCAAAGACAAGCCCACAGAGAAACAUUUGUUUGCUAUGGACACCUGUAAGCUUCGAGACCUGGCACUGCUCAUUGCCAGCUAUGUUAACAGCGCCCAACAGCAAAAAUCAGCAGCCCACCAUCUAUCUGCUCCAGCCUUGAUGCUCGUCCAGUCUGGAGAGCUGAAGAGCAAAGAAUCAAGAAGCAAAUCUCCACCAGCGGCCUGCAGACCCAGCAAAGCCCCCACCUUGCUUUAAUACACACACCGGUGGAGUUUUGGUGUUCUUAUGGACUGUGUCUCCAUUGGUGCUGGGUUAGGGUUAGAGGUCUUUCCCAGUUUUUGGAUGAUGGCCUCCUAGAAAUUCCCAGAAUGCACUCCAAGGAUCAGUGUAGGGCUGGGCGAUACUGACCAAAUCAUACUGAUCAGUCAUUUUGGGUUUAAAUGACGAUACAAUAAAUAUCUUCAUUUUCUAAAAGGUGGAAUAAACGUCUACAUGCAAGUCAAAGCUUCGUGUGAGAUAACACAAUCAUUUUUAUUGUUUGGAAAUAUACAGCUGUACAACAUGUGAGAUGCUUGUGUCUGACAUCAGUGUGCAUUUCUGCCAGAGCUUCUGUUGCAAAGGAGGGUGAUAUUAAACCAUAUCGAUAUAGACGGUAUUGUCUCAUCUCAAACUCAAUAUACUGCCCAGCCCUAGAUCAGUGUGCUUUGUCUGCUAAGUAUAUUUACAUUAUGGAAAUGAAAUCAUAUUCUUCAGUCUUCCAAAAUUACAUGCAUUUUUCAUAAUGAAGCUGUGUAUUUUAACAGCUACAGCAAAUAUUGAUGUAUGACGAUGAAGUAUAUCAGUACAAUAAUGUGUCCUCUGGAUUUUUUUAUGGAUUUUUAUGUAACAAGAAAGUUGAUUCUUGUUAGAUUCUCAAACAAAGUUGUUUCAAUCAUCUUAAAUUUAAGGCAGUACAUUAAAUACUACCUUCAUAAAUAUAUUUUACUAUUUAAAUAUAUUCUUUCUACUUCAAAAUAAUAAAAAUAUGAUUUUAUUUUAAUUAUGCUAAUGUGAAUUAUGUAAAUAAUAGGGAAUUUGAUAUUUUUAUGGGUGAAAUUUGACUCGCAUGGGGCAGGUUCCACGUGAUUCACCCAAAUUUACAACAUUAUAUAAAAAUUCAAACAGAUGAACUAGUUUACUGAUGCCUGAGGCAAGUAAUAUAUUCAUAUGAACUCAAAACACUAACCAAACACACUUUUUAUUUAUCAUAUUUAGUACACUUAAUCUACUUUAUAAAUUUUUGUAGUUUACUCAAUUUUUGUGAUCAGGACUGAGCAGUGCUUUAGUUUAAGCUCCCAUUUCCACGGGCCAUUGAAUUAUCAUGUUCAUAUAGAGUGAAAACACGAUGGGAUUACGAUAAAAUUGGAAGUCUGUUGUAACCCAUCAUUAUUUAACCUUCCGGCAUUCCCACGUUCCAUGGAAUAUCGUCACGUUCAUGUACAAGCAUGUAGAGUGAGUACGUGAUGGAAUUGUGAUGAAACCGGAAGUUUGUUGUAAUCUAAACAGAUGCUUGUGAUGUGAUACUGUCCUUACAAAAUGGCUGUGGUGUGCUUAUUAUCCAGCAUUACAAAAUUAUUAAUUACAUGUGUUUGUUUGUUGGAAAAGGGACCCUGUAAUAGAUGAUGUCAACAAAAAUGUAUUUAUUUAAUUCUUAUAUAUUUUAAAUAAUAAACAUUCAACAUGCUAUCAAAAUAAAA